Messenger RNA from Oryzias melastigma (Indian medaka), 806 nucleotides. RefSeq names its product delphilin. NCBI's taxonomy places the organism in Eukaryota, Metazoa, Chordata, Actinopteri, Beloniformes, Adrianichthyidae. The record is from RefSeq and is a predicted model, not a curated record.
UGUUAUCUGGACGGCUGCUGCCAGGGUCCAUUUCCAAUCCGGGCCUGACGUGCGAUUCUCCUCGUUCUCCUCCCAGACAGUCCAGCGGAGGAGUGUGGGCUGAAGUCGGGCGACCGCAUCCUCUUCCUGAACGGGCUGGACAUGAGGAGCUGCUCCCACGAGAAGGUGGUGUCCAUGCUGCAGGGCAGCGGCGCCAUGCCCACCCUGGUGGUGGAGGAGGGGCCGGCGGACUUCUCCUCGGAGCAAACGGAGCCGGACGAGCCCCCGAGUCUGGCCCCCACCACUCUGCCUCGCUCUCGGUCUCCGGCUCUCAGCUCGCUCCAGUGGGUGGCGGAGAUCCUCCCUCCGAGCAUCAAAGUUCACGGCCGGACCUUCAGCCAGCAGCUGGAGCAUCUGCUCACCAUCCAGGAGAGAUACACCGUCUGCAAAGCUCUGGAGACCUUCUUCCAGCACCGGUGAGAGAACACGGCUAGAACAGGUUCACCAGGAGAGGGAUCGACCGCGGAGGAACGUUGAUCCCAGAGUCCAGAGGCCGACUGUAGUUUUUAUGUUCAUUUCUUAAGAACUUCUCAUGAAAACAGAUGAACUCGUCACGAUGUCACUCGUUUGUUUUGUUCGUCCUGCUUUAUCCACAAACAUUACAGAGCUAAACGUUGGAAAAUCUUAGUUACAGUAUAUGGAAAUGUUUAUUUUUGUUUGUAAGUCAGUCUCAAAGACGACGUUUAGCACAAAGCAGCAGAUCCCAGCGUGAGCGAGACGCUGUGGUCAACUUCAUGACACGGAGUCUGUUCUUGAGAUUUUUAAAA